UUGCGGCGUUUUGAUCAAUUUCCAUCCUCUCUGAACUGGCGGAGUUUUUUUAGGUCACUUCAACAAGACUUUGACACUUGACACUUGACCACUGCCAGCACUGAAUCUGACAUAACAACCAAUCGUCCGGCUCUCCCACUCACUGCCUCUUGAUUUUUCUACAUCGGGGAAAGAAGAAAGAAAAUUUUCAUAUGAACAACAACAACAUAUCCAUCUUACUUAUACGCUCUCUAUGGAUACCUUACCAGUCGAGCUUCUGAGACUCAUAUUCUCUCACUGCGACUCCGAGUCAGUCAGAAACCUUCGAGAGGUCACUCGUAUGUUGGCAGAUGUAGGGUACGAGUACUUGUUGUCCCCCAACUUCACCGCUGUUAGCUGGAGGAACGAUAUCGAACGAUUACACUCCAUCGCCCUCCACGACCGAUUGAGAGGAAGUAUCACGUCCAUCUGCAUUUUUCUAGGGGAACUUUCUUAUUAUGACGCAUGGAGUACUUCAUGGUUUCAACAUUUUGUGACACCUCCGGAUCAACGCAAUGAGGUUAUGGGAUCGGCCAGGCAGGAGUUUGAGAGGAUCGAAAGGGGGCGCAAGUCCGUCGGUCCAUUGCAUCUAAGGCAGGAUGAUCUGCGAGAGGCAUGUUCUGCGUUACCAAAUCUUAAGAAUCUUGAGAUCACGUACACGCAAUGCCCUCUCAAUAACGGUCUGCUGAGAGAGGUUUUCGACUACCCUAGUUGCAGGAAAUUAGAUCGUCCUCAGACUUAUAGCAAUUUGGAUGCUAUCAUAUUCGCACUUCACGGCAUCCCCUUAUCCACUUUUAAGAUCGACAGGCUUCCUCUCGAGAUUUUCCGCUUGGCAGGUCAUCGCACGCAUUGGUACACCCAUGCCCAAUCUUUCGACAGCCUAGAUACCCUAAACCUCACUCUCGAUCCCUCGGGCUUGCAGGGACCCGGAUCCGCUUUCAGGGCCGUAAAUGGCCUCGGUCGCAUAUUGCAGCUGGCCAAGGGCUUGCGGAAGCUGAAGCUUGCUUUCCACCCCUACACCAGCGAGAACUCGAAGUUCACCCUAUCCUUCCGGGAAUUGUUUUGGGACUUCACGUUUAGGAACCUCACCGAUCUAACGCUGGAAGGCGUUUCCUGCGAGGAGGACGACCUCAAGGACUUUCUCGCGCGACAUGGCUCCACCCUUCUCCGUCUACGUCUCGGCGGUCGCGGGCUUGCCAAGCCGUUCGAAGUAUCGCUCGGAGGAAUCCACCUUUACGAAGGGACGUUCAAGUCGCUGUUCACAGGACUUCGGGGAAAGCUGCCUAAGCUAGAGCGCCUGCAUCUGGAAGGCAUAUUCGAGUGCGAACACCACGACCUACCAUCGCACGAGUCCUACAACUUCUACCCCUUGACUAACGAAGACUGGGAGGACGUCCCUCGUCCCAAAUGGGUACGAAGCUCGCGAAAGACGAUUAACUGUCUGCCUUUCGAGCAGUACGUCCUCGGCGGAGGGCCAUAUCCCGGAAACGAAAUGGCUCAACAUAGUUAUUAGAGCGCGCGACACAGGUGAAAUUUCCGUCACCGUCACUGUCACACUGUCACUAUCUUCGUUGUUAUAUCGUUAUGAGAAAUGUUUCUUGAUUCUAUUGUAUCAUCACCACGAAAGCUCUUACGUUACCAGGCGAACGGUCUGGUACUGGUAGCUGCGGCGGCGUCGAACGGGGUAUGAGAAUUUCCUACCUAUUUC
Molecule: messenger RNA, 1726 nt
Organism: Annulohypoxylon maeteangense
Lineage: Eukaryota; Fungi; Ascomycota; Sordariomycetes; Xylariales; Hypoxylaceae
Exons: 2
Coding region: 233-1531 (432 amino acids)
Molecular function (GO): protein binding
Source: RefSeq, a predicted model, not a curated record